This is a messenger RNA of Gekko japonicus, 1005 nucleotides long. It is a transcript of the gene DNAJC22, whose product is annotated as DnaJ heat shock protein family (Hsp40) member C22. The record is from RefSeq and is a predicted model, not a curated record. Gene Ontology annotation, biological process: endocytosis. Lineage: Eukaryota; Metazoa; Chordata; Lepidosauria; Squamata; Gekkonidae. Gene Ontology annotation, cellular component: plasma membrane; early endosome. The transcript is spliced from 2 exons. Bases 1 to 1005 code for a protein of 334 amino acids.
AUGGCCAAGCGCCUUUUGGUGGCUGUCGCUCUCUGGGCUCUUGGGGGUCCAGCUGGGCUCCACCAUCUCUACCUGGGCCGGGAUAACCACGCCCUCUUGUGGAUGUUGACUUUGGGGGGCUUUGGAGUAGGGUGGCUGUGGGAGCUGUGGCUGCUGCCUGGCUGGGUGGCACGGGCCAACAGUACCUCGGAAGUUCACAGAGACGGACGCCCACCUCUGAGCCCCGUGCGCUUCCUUGGUCAGGCCUUAGUAGGCAUCUACUUUGGAUUGGUGGCCCUCAUUGGUCUCUCAACCCUGCCUGGUUUCUACUUAGUGGCUCUGCCCCUGGCUGUGGGCCUUGGGGUUCACUUGGUGUCCGAAGUGGGUGACCAGUCCUCAGACCUGCAGGGCACUUUGACAGCUGCCUUCAUAACCGCACCUGUCUUCCACGGUCGUUCUGUGGCCAUCUUGCCCAUCAGUCUCACAACUAGUGUGGUGGCCCACCGGCAUCGGUGUUACAAAGCCGGCAGGGGAACCAGUGAGAAACUGAGCAUCCGGCUGUACCGAUUAGGCUUGGCCUACUUGGCUUUCUCGGCACCCCUGGCCCACUGUGCUUUCUCCAACACAGCUGCCACUGCCAAUUAUGUAGCCAGUGCUAUUGGAGCCGUUCUGGAUUGGGCCAGCGUAUUUCCAUCCCUGAGCGGCAUACUGGAAUCAAUGCUCCUCCUGCCCUACCGUGCCUGGAAGACUCUGGGCUUUGGUGGCACCUACUUCCAGGAGUGGGAGAAAGUGUUUGCGUUUGUACAGUCUUUCCAGAGCGAGAGGCAGCAGAUGGCAUACAAGAUCUUAGGACUCCACAGUGAUGCCACACUUGAUGAAAUCAAUAAAAGCUACCGGGAGCUGGUAAAGCACUGGCAUCCAGAUCAUAAUCCACACCGGGCAGCUGAGGCUGAGAGACGUUUUAUUGAGGUUCAGGCUGCCUAUGAACUUCUCACACAGAUGAAGAAACCAAAACCUGCACGAUGA